CAGUUUCAACUCAUCAUUCCAUUCAGACAGAGCUACAACUCUCCACCAUCGCCAUGUUUCUCAACCGAUCACUCGUACCAACGUUGAUCGUUGUCCUACUCAUAGGACUCUGCUGUUGCACGGCCAGUUGCACCGACAACAAGUUCGACAAAAAGUGCAUCGAUCCUAGUCUGGUGGCCACUUAUGAUGAGAUUAUUGAUUUACCGGCCCAUCCCGAGAAGCUGUUGAUUGACGUUCGCGAACCGGAGGAACUCGCUGCCACCGGAGUGAUCCCAACCAGUAUCAACAUCCCGCUGAAAACUGUGAGCGAUGAACUACAGCUCAGUCCCGCUGCCUUCCACGCCAAAUACGGCCGAAACAAGCCGGAAGCAAACGAUCCCAUUAUCUUUACCUGCCGCACGGGAGUUCGGGCUGGGAUAGCAGCCAACGAGGCGGAUCGGCUUGGGUUUAAGAAUGUGAAGAAUUAUGUCGGUUCCUGGACAGAGUACGCCAAAAUUAAGAACUUGUGAUAAAGACGAAUUUCAACUUUAUUUUAAUAAAUGUAUUAAAGAAUAGUAA
Molecule: messenger RNA, 558 nt
Organism: Topomyia yanbarensis
Lineage: Eukaryota; Metazoa; Arthropoda; Insecta; Diptera; Culicidae
Product: rhodanese domain-containing protein CG4456-like
Exons: 3
Coding region: 54-509 (151 amino acids)
Cellular component (GO): mitochondrion
Molecular function (GO): thiosulfate-cyanide sulfurtransferase activity
Source: RefSeq, a predicted model, not a curated record